Ogataea haglerorum is the source of this 2421-nucleotide messenger RNA. RefSeq lists its product as uncharacterized. Gene Ontology annotation, cellular component: COPI vesicle coat. NCBI's taxonomy places the organism in Eukaryota, Fungi, Ascomycota, Pichiomycetes, Pichiales, Pichiaceae. The transcript has 2 exons. Gene Ontology annotation, molecular function: protein binding; structural molecule activity. The coding region runs from base 1 to 2421 and encodes 806 amino acids. The record is from RefSeq and is a predicted model, not a curated record. Gene Ontology annotation, biological process: endoplasmic reticulum to Golgi vesicle-mediated transport; retrograde vesicle-mediated transport, Golgi to endoplasmic reticulum; intracellular protein transport.
AUGAAGUUGGAUAUUAAGGUACGUUCACUAUAUUGUCGACCCGUUGCUGACAACUUAAAAGAAACUUUCAACGGAAAAAUUGAAAUAUGGUCCUAUGAAACCGGAUCCGUUGUCAAGUCAAUUGAUGUUACCAAUGUCCCCGUUAGAGCAGGUAAAUUCGUCGCCCGCAAAAAUUGGGUUGUUGUUGGAUCUGACGAUUUUCAGAUUAGAGUUUACAAUUACAAUACUGGUGAACGCGUUGCUCAAUUCGAGGCGCACCCUGACUAUAUUAGAUCCAUUGCAAUCCAUCCGACUAGAUCGUACGUAUUGACUUCGUCCGACGAUUACACAGUCAAGCUCUGGAACUGGGACAAUAAUUGGAAAUUGGAGCAGAUUUUUGAAGGACACCAGCAUUAUGUGAUGUCUGUUGCUUUCAAUCCAAAAGAUUCCAAUACCUUCGCGUCUGCUUGUUUGGAUAAAACUGUGAAGAUCUGGUCUCUCGGAUCUAGGGUUCCAAACUUUACUCUACUUGCUCCCGAAUCAAAAGGUUUUAACUACGUUGAUUACUAUCCGCAUGGAGACAAGCCAUAUUUGAUCACGUCUUCUGACGACAAAUCAGUUAAAGUUUGGGAUUACCAAACGAAGUCUUGUGUUGGUACAUUGGAGGGGCACUCUUCUAAUGUGUCAUUUGCGGUCUUUCAUUCUGAACUGCCUUUGAUCAUCUCUGGAUCUGAAGAUGCUUCCAUCAAAAUCUGGAACUCAAAUACAUACAAGCUGGAAAAGUCGCUGAAUUAUUCAAUGGAGAGAGCUUGGUGUGUGGCAACAAAGAAGGGUUCAAGUUUGAUGGCUGUAGGUUUCGACACUGGUCACGUUGUCGUCAAAUUGGGAGAUGACAAACCUUUAUUGUCCAUGGACCCUAUGGGAAAAAUCAUUUACUCUAAACAUACUGAUAUAUACAAUUCGGUGAUCAAGGCUUCUGAUGCGCAAUUAGAAGAUGGAGAAAUUCUGCCUCUGACUCACAAAGAGCUAGGAAGCAUUGAAAUAUUCCCGAGUACAUUGAAACAUUCUCCAAAUGGGAGGUUUGUCACGGUGACCGGAGACAACGAAUACAUCAUUUACACUGCACUGGCGUGGAGAAAUAAGAUGUAUGGUUCGGCUUUGGAUUUCGUUUGGGCCCAGGACUCUAAUUAUUAUGCUAUCAGAGAAUCGGCAUCGUCAGUCAAAAUAUACAAAAACUUCAAAGAAAAGAUAAGCGGUCAAAUUGAUCUGAUCUAUGCUGCCGAUAAGCUCUUUGGCGGAACUUUAUUAACUGUGAAAUCUGAUGGGUUUGUGUCGUUGUACAAUUGGGAUACAGGCGCUUUGGUAAGAAGAAUUGAUGUUGAAGCGGAAGAUGUUGUCUGGUCAGAAAAUGGCGAAUUGGUGCUUAUUGUUUCGAGCGAAACUGCAUAUGCCCUUAGGUUUGACAAGGACGUCUUUCAAGAGCACUUGAAUAACGGAACGAUCGAUCCCCAGGAGGGAUGCGAGGAUUGCUUUGAAGUUCUUUACGAUAUUCAAGAUCAAAUAGUGAGCGGUCAAUGGGUUGGUGAUGUGUUUAUUUAUACCUCUUCUUCGAAUAGGCUCAAUUAUCUGGUUGGAGGUUCAAUCAACAACUUGGCUCACUUUGACAAAACAAUGUAUUUGUUGGGGUACCUACCAAGAGAUAAUAAGGUUUAUGUUGCUGACAAAGACAUCAACAUCGUCUCUUAUUAUCUCUCGCUGUCUGUGUUAGAAUUCCAGACAGUUGUUUUGCGUGGCGACCUUGAUCAGGCAGAUGAACUAAUGGCGAACAUUGACCCUAAAGAUAUCCCAAAAAUUGCCAGGUUUUUAGAACAACAGGGCUUCAAAGAGAAAGCAUUAGAACUUACAAAUGACUCUGAGCAGAAAUUUGAGUUAGCGAUUGAAACGAUGAAUCUUACUCUCGCACAAGAAAUUGCGGAGCAAGAAAACAGUCCCCGUAAAUGGAAAAAGCUGGGGGACAUUGCCAUGGCAAAUUGGAAUCUGAAGUUAGCCAACGAAGCUUUUAUCAAGUGUAAGGACUAUCCCUCACUUUUACUUCUCUACACUUCACUUAAUGAUGUUGCUGGCCUGAAGAAAUUGAGUGACGAGUGCUUUAUCGCUGGCAAAUUCAAUUUGGCGUUUUCUUCUGCAUGGGCUGCAUCUGACCUGUCCUCUUGUUCUGAAAUACUUCUCAAGACAGACAGACCUGCAGAGGCUGCAUUGUUGAGCAAAGCGUAUGAAGACAGUAAAACUUCUAUUGAUGUCAAAAUUUCACAAUGGAAACUCUAUUUGACUGGAAUAGGGAAAGAGAAACUUAGCUCAAGACUGCUUGAGAUGAAACAGAACAAAAGGGAAGCGGCACCUGAAAAUCUAGAGGAAACCCUCAUUGAUUUGGAAGAAGAGUAA